Messenger RNA from Salmo salar (Atlantic salmon), 860 nucleotides. RefSeq names its product Phosphatidylinositol-specific phospholipase C X domain-containing protein 1 (gene plcx1). Gene Ontology annotation, biological process: lipid metabolic process. NCBI's taxonomy places the organism in Eukaryota, Metazoa, Chordata, Actinopteri, Salmoniformes, Salmonidae. The record is from RefSeq and is marked provisional. Gene Ontology annotation, molecular function: phosphoric diester hydrolase activity.
GGGGUAACUGGAAUUUCCUCUUCCUACUGAAGAUAAUGCGGAAGCAAGAAUAGGACCAAAUGGGAACGGGCAUUUCCAUCUCUUUCUAGUCACAGACCCGGGUGAACAUAUUUACAGCAUUUUAACUGUGGUCCUGCUACAUUCCGCUCGCUGUUUACAAGCUAUCAUCAAUAGUAGAUGUCAAUAGACGGUGGAAAUGGAGCGCGGAGACGCAUCGUCCACAAACGCAGACUGGAUGUCUCAGCUGCCAGAGGAACUGUGGGGUACACCGCUUUGGGACCUGGCGAUACCCGGGAGUCAUGACAGUAUGAGUUACUGCCUGGAUACACACUCUCCUGUCUUGGGUUCUGAGUCGUUCAUGCUGCAGUUUCUGGAUCGACUGUGGAAUGAGUUUGACACGUGCACUAAGCAUGUGUCAAAUUAAAUGUAUUUAAAUAGCCCUUCUUACAUCAGCUGAUAUCUCAAAGUGCUGUACAGAAACCCAGCCUAAAACCCCAAACAGCAAGCAAUGCAGGUGUAGAAGCACAAGUACUACUAGAUCAUAUGAAUGAGUUAGACACGUGCACUACUAGAUCAUAUGAAUGAGUUUGACACGUGCACUACUAGAUUAUAUGAAUGAGUUUGACACGUGCACUAGAUCAUAUGAGUGAGUUGCCAUGUUUCCCAAUGUCUACCUACAGCACAGGGUGUCAGGUUUACUGUGUUCUUAAUGAGUAUGAUGGAUACAAUGAGAGGUUUUUACAUUCUAAAGUGAUGCCAAAGGAAAAGUUCCAUCCUCAGAUGGACAAUAGAAUUUAUUCUAUUCUAUAUGCAAAUACACUACAUGCAGGGGCAAAUACAUAAAUGUCUAUUGAACUUUU